Messenger RNA from Closterium sp. NIES-67, 297 nucleotides. The record is from the annotation of a GenBank genome assembly. NCBI's taxonomy places the organism in Eukaryota, Viridiplantae, Streptophyta, Zygnematophyceae, Desmidiales, Closteriaceae.
GCAUGAUGGAGAGCAGCGGUCAGCAGCGCGAGCAGGGGGCAGUCUCACCGCUGUGGCUUCCCCCGUGCGUCAUCCCACUGCCCUCCCUCCCCGGCACACGGCAGGCGUGGCACAAGGCGAGAGGAGGAGGAGGAGGAGGAGGAGGAGGAGGAGGAGGAGGAGGAGGAGGAGGAGGAGGAGGAGGAGGAGGAGGAGGAGGAGGAGGAGGAGGAGGAGGGGAGGAGGAGGAGGAGGGGGGGGGGGAGAAGGGGGAGGAGGAAUUGACGGGUUGAAACACGAAGCACUGUGGGGAGGGGA